AGUUUUCACCACUUUCUUCUAUUUUCUCUCUACUCACUCCUCCUUCUCCUCUCAUCGGAACCACCCUCCCUUUUCAGAUUGAAUCCUCUCCGAUACUUUUCCACUCAAAACCCUAAUUCCCAUGGAUACACUUCAAGCAACAUACAAAGACGAAGAAGAUGAAGACGAAGACCUUCCACUCGCCACCACAACCGCACCCACCGCCGACCAACCCGUUUCCUCCGUCGCCACCGAUAUGGAAUCAACAUACGCACCUCUCGUCACUGCCAGCACCCCUUCUGACACCCUCACCGAACCCCAAAACGACGGAAAAUCAGAGCUCGAUCCCUCCGAUGAACCUUCCUCCGACGAAGCUGCAUCAAACGGCUUGAAUUCCCCGAAACAGAGUAGAGGAGAUGCCGACGAAGAUGAAGAGGAACCGCCUCCGAAGAAGCAGAAGCAACUGUCCUCUCUCGUCAAGGACGAGUCCGUGUCAUUGCCGGAGGAAAACAACGGGACGGGAAAUGCUGCUGCGUCAACUGCAACAACGUCGACACCGGCGAAUGGAACUGUGAAGAAAUCGAAGAAAAAGAGCAAUAAUGUGUGGGCAACAAAAUCAACCAGGAAAGGGAAAAAGAAGAACAAAAACAACAAUAAUAACAACAACACCAACAACCAAACAAAUGGUGGAGAGGACAGUGUUUUGGUGACGCCGGUACCGAGGUUUCCGGAUAAAACGGACGAUACACCGGAUAUGAAGAUAUGUCUAUCGAAGAUAUACAAAGCGGAGAAAGUAGAGUUGAGUGAGGAUAGGUUGAGUGCAGGGAGCACAAAGGGUUAUAGAAUGGUUAGGACAACGAGAGGGGUAACUGAAGGAGCUUGGUACUUUGAGAUAAAGGUUGUGAGGCUAGGGGAGACUGGUCACACACGUUUAGGUUGGGCUACGGAGAAGGGUGAUUUGCAGGCGCCUGUUGGGUAUGAUGGGAAUAGUUUUGGGUAUAGGGAUAUUGAUGGUAGUAAGAUUCAUAAGGCUUUGAGAGAAAAGUAUGGUGAUGAAGGUUAUGGAGUAGGUGAUGUUAUUGGGUUCUAUAUUAAUUUGCCUGAUGGAGAUAAGUAUGUGCCAAAAAACAAGCAGUUGGUUUGGUAUAAAGGACAAAGGUAUGCAUUGGCUCAAGAAGCUAAGGAAGAUCCACCCAAUGUUGUGCCUGGAAGUGAAAUGUCUUUCUUUAAAAAUGGUGUAUGCCAAGGUGUUGCUUUCAAGGACCUCUAUGGUGGUCGUUACUAUCCUGCUGCUUCAAUGUAUACUUUGCCAAAUGAACCAAACUGCACAGUAAAGUUCAACUUUGGUCCUGACUUUGAAUUUUUUCCUGAAGAUUUCAAUGAACGGCCUAUUCCCAAGCCAAUGAUUGAAGUUCCACAUCAUGGUUUUGACAAUCAAGUUGAAAAUGAGAAGAAAUCAAGUGGAGAGUCAGACGAGAAGAAAUCCAAUGGAGAAUCAGAAGAAAAGAAAUCAAAUGGAGAAUUGAACGAGCAGAAAUCAAAUGGAGAGCCGGAGGAGAAGAAAUCAAAUGGAGAGUCGGAUGAGAAGAAAUCAAAUGGAGAGUCGGUUGAGAAGAAAUCAAGUGGAGAGUCGGUUGAGAAGAAAUCAAAUGGAGAGUCGGUUGAGAAGAAAUCAAGUGGAGAGUCGGUUGAGAAGAAAUCAAGUGGAGAGUCGGUUGAGAAGAAAUCAAAUGAAGAGUCGGUGGAGAAGAAAUCAAAUGAAGAGUCGGUUGGGAAGAAAUCAAAUGAAGAGUUGGUCGAGAAGAAAUCAAAUGAAGAGUCUGCUGAGAAGAAAUCAAAUGAAGAAUAGCACGAGCUACAAAUUUUUGGCAAGUAUAUUUGCUGCACAGAUGGAUGGGUUCCUAUUCUGCCAUAACUUAAGUUGAUAUUAGGUUGAUUCUUAAAUGACUAGGUUAGUGGUGUAAACAUUUCGAAGGUCUUAAUAUUCUUAAAAUCCAUGGAAAAUUCUUAUACUUUCAAGGGUCUAGUCAGAUAUUUUGUAGUUUCUCUGGCACUGUCCUUUUGGAUAUUUGUAGCCAUCUAGUUACAAAUGCAUGAAUCAACUGUUUGAUAACUUUGCAAAAAAAAUAUAUCGAGCUAGUUCUUAUGUUA
Messenger RNA from Vicia villosa (hairy vetch), 2130 nucleotides. Its product is annotated as protein TRAUCO-like. Bases 122 to 1828 code for a protein of 568 amino acids. Gene Ontology annotation, cellular component: Set1C/COMPASS complex. The record is from RefSeq and is a predicted model, not a curated record. Gene Ontology annotation, molecular function: protein binding; transcription cis-regulatory region binding. The transcript is spliced from 2 exons. NCBI's taxonomy places the organism in Eukaryota, Viridiplantae, Streptophyta, Magnoliopsida, Fabales, Fabaceae.